CUUUUUCUAAGUGUAAGGGGUUUUCAACUAGAUAAACAAAAUAUUUCGGGGGGCUAACAACAAAAAUAAUUAUAUUUUAGAACAUCGUGAGAAUAACAAAAAUAAACAAAAAAAUAUGUUAAAAAGUCGAGGAAUUCUUCAAACUUUCUGUAGAUAUAAACAUGGAAAAAAUCAUUGGUCGAGACUUGAAAAUAAAAUUUACACCAAAGAUCGUGCCAUGGCAAAUUUUGAUGAUUUUUAUAAGAAUGUUUUCGGUAAUCGAUGGAAUUCAAUGAGAGUUGCUCUAUUAUGUGAGCAUAAAUAUGUUGCGAUGAUUAAUAAUUUUGGUGAUGUUGAAAAAACUGCUGCAAUGUUGGAAAGAGAUGGAGCGAUGAAUAUUCGAGAUGUUUAUAACAUCUCGAAAAAAAAUCAAGAAUUAAAAGGUGGACCGGUUAUCCCAAAACGAGCAAAAAUUGUAAAAGAAGUCAGUGAGUUUAUUGAUCAACAAAAAGAAAUUGAAAUUAAUGAAUUAUAUGGUGAAAAAGAACGAUAUCAUACUUCUGAUCUUAAAACGUCAUCUAAAACCAAAGAAAUUGAUUAUAAAAAACCUCUUUCAAAAGUGAUUGAAGAAAAUUCAGAAAUAGACUGCAAUCGAGUUGUAAAUCCUGAUUUUGGAAAUGCAGGUCUGCAAGAAUUCGUUCCAGCAACAAAAAUCAAAGGAAUGGAAGAUUGGUUACUUGAAUCAGAUCAUUAUCAAUAUUACAGCAACACUGCUGACUUUCCGCUUAAGAUUGAGAUGGUUCAAGAAUUCAAAGUCCCAGAAAAUCUUCAACUUUUUACAUAUGAGAAGGGAAACAUUUCCUCGUUUAGAACUCCAAGUAGAUGCUCAACAGGAGUUUUCUCGCAUUUUCUUAUGGACGGAGCAUCAAUUUUACCACCACUUGCUCUUGACAUUCAACCUAACGAUUACGUUUUCGAUGCAUGUGCGGCACCAGGAGGAAAAUCUCUUUUAAUGAUUCAAAGUCAUUUACCAAAAGUUCUUAUUUCGAAUGAUUCUUCUCUUGGUCGUUGUAAUCGAUUGACUAAACUUAUGAAUCAAUUUAUCUAUGAAUUCGGAGAGAAUAAAAGUAAACAUCGUUGUGUGAUAAGAAAUGAAGAUGCAAGAAUCACAUCUGAGUUUGGAAGUUAUGAUAAAGUAUUGGUUGAUGUUCCGUGUACAACUGAUCGUCAUUCAGUGAAUGUUGAUGACAACAAUAUCUUUAAAACAGGAAGAAUAAAAGAAAGACUUCGACUACCAGAACUUCAAUCUGCAAUUCUAACAAAUUGUAUAAAACUUUUAAAACCUGGUGGAUCAAUUGUAUAUUCGACUUGCAGUUUAAGUCCAGUGCAAAACGAUGGAGUUGUUCACAUGGCUUUAUCAAAUGUCUUUAAAGAUCAUGGCAUUACAAUGACUAUCAAUGAUCUUUCACUUGUCAUGCAACCUUUCUUCAGCAUUAUGAAAUUUGAAAAUCCCAAAGGACUUAAGUAUGGGCAAAUGGUGAUACCUUUUCUUCCAGCAAACUUUGGUCCCAUGUACUUUUGUAAAAUGACUAGAAAUGUAUAAUAAAAAGCUUUCACAUUGACACUUGAUAGUAACAUUUAAG
Clunio marinus is the source of this 1622-nucleotide messenger RNA. The record is from the annotation of a GenBank genome assembly. NCBI's taxonomy places the organism in Eukaryota, Metazoa, Arthropoda, Insecta, Diptera, Chironomidae.